GGCGCUGUCCGCCAGAGUCACGGGGGGCGGGGGGCUGCCAGCCUCCAGCAGCCGACCUCCAGCGGGAGGAGCGAGGCGUCGCCUCCCGACUCUUCCCUUCUCUCCAGACUCCGCGGAACAAAGUAGCGGGAGCCAAACUCCGCUGAUCGGCUGCUGAUGCGUCCCUGACCCGGCGCCACCUACAGCUCAGCAUGGACGACAUCUUCACGCAGUGCCGGGAGGGGAACUCGGUGGCCGUCCGUUUGUGGCUGGACAACACGGAGAACGACCUCAACCUGGGGGACGACCACGGCUUCAGCCCACUCCACUGGGCCUGCAGGGAGGGCCGCGGCGGCGUGGUGGACAUGCUCAUCAUGAGAGGGGCCCGUAUCAACGUGAUGAACCGCGGGGACGACACGCCGCUGCACCUGGCCGCCAGUCACGGCCACCGAGACAUCGUCGCCAAGCUCAUGCAGUGCAAAGCCGACCCCAACACCGUCAACGAGCACGGGAACACGCCGCUGCACUACGCCUGCUUCUGGGGCCAGGACCAAGUGGCGGAGGACCUGGUGGUCAGCGGCGCUCAAGUCUGUGUGUGUAACCGAUAUGGCCAGACGCCGCUGGACAAGGCCAAGCCUCCGCUCAAACAAGUGCUGCAGGAGAAGGCCGAGAAAAUGGGCCAGAACAUGAUGAAGGUGCCCUACAAGGAGACCUUCUGGAAGGGCACCAUGCGGACGCGACCUCGGAACGGCACCCUCAACAAGCAGGCGGGGGUGGACUUCAAGCAGCUCUCGCUCCUGGCCAAGAUCAACGAGAACCAGUCCGGAGAGCUGUGGCAGGGCCGCUGGCAGGGCGAGGAGAUCGUGGUCAAGGUGCUGCAGGUGCGGGACUGGACCACCAGGAAGAGCCGGGACUUCAACGAGGAGCACCCCAAGCUGCGCAUCUUCUCCCAUCCCAACAUCCUGCCGGUCCUGGGAGCCUGUCCGGCGCCUCCCUCCCCUCACCCCAUCAUCAUCGCCCACUACAUGCCGUACGGCUCUCUCUUCAACAUCCUGCACCAGGGCACCACUCUGGUGGUGGACCAAAGCCAGGCGGUCAAGUUCGCCCUGGACAUCGCCGGCGGCAUGGCCUUCCUGCACACGCUGGAGCCCAUGGUGUCGCGGCUGCACCUCAACAGCAAGCACGUGAUGAUCGACGAGGACAUGACGGCCAGGAUCAGCAUGGCCGACGCCAAGUUCUGCUUCCAGUGUCCCGGCCGCAUGUACGCCCCCGCCUGGAUGGCCCCUGAAGCCCUGCAGAAGAGGCCAGAAGACAUCAACCGCAGGUCAGCAGACAUGUGGAGCUUCGCGGUUCUCCUGUGGGAGCUGGUGACCAGAGAGGUGCCCUUCGCAGACCUCUCCCACAUGGAGAUAGGAAUGAAGGUGGCCCUGGAAGGCCUGCGUCCCACCAUCCCACCCGGCAUCUCCCCGCACAUCUGCAAGCUGAUGAGGCUCUGCAUGAACGAAGACCCGGCCAAGAGACCCAAGUUCGACAUGAUCGUCCCCAUUCUGGAAAAGAUGCAGGACAAGUGAGGCCGUGCUCCAUCCUGCAUCUCCACCUGCCUCUGCUGCGCCACUGUAAAUACCCUCGGAUACCCCGCUCUCCUCAGAGACCCCUCUCUGUCCUCAGAGACUCCUCUCUCUCCUCAGAGACCCCUCUCUCUCCUCAGAGACCCCUCUCUCCUCAGAGACCCCUCGCUCCUCAGAGACCCCUCGCUCUUCAGAGACCCCUCUCUCCUCAGAGACCCCUCUCUCUUCAGAGACUCCUUGCUCCUCAGAGACCCCUCUCUCCUCAGAGACCCCUCUCUCUUCAGAGACUCCUUGCUCCUCAGAGACCCCUCUCUCCUCAGAGACCCCUCUCUCUCCUCAGAGACCCCUCUCUUUCCUCAGAGACCCCUCUCUCUCCUCAGAGACUCCUUGCUCCUCAGAGACCCCUCUCUCUCCUCAGAGACUCCUUGCUCCUCAGAGACCCCUCUCUCUCCUCAGAGACCCCUCUCUCUCCUCAGAGACCCCUCUCUUCUCAGAGACCCCUCUCUCUUCAGAGACCCCUCUCUCUUCAGAGACCCCUCUCUCUUCAGAGACUCCUUGCUCCUCAGAGACCCCGCUCUCCUCAGAGACCCCUCUCUCCUCAGAGACCCCUCUCUCUCCUCAGAGACCCCUCUCUCUCCUCAGAGACCCCUCUCUCCUCAGAGACCCCUCUCUCUCCUCAGAGACCCCUCUCUCUUCAGAGACUCCUUGCUCCUCAGAGACCACGCUUCCAGCUUUGUUUGCCUUACUUUAUUUAUAUUUUUGCUGAAAACCAAAGGACGUCAGACCAGAGGAAAACAUAUUUACUGAUGGUGAAAUCUUCCCAUGAACUCUAAUUGGAUUGUUGUGAAAAUAUAUAUAUUUAUAUUCAUUGAAUUAAAUUCAAAUAAUGAAUUGGGGCUUUUUUAAAUCGAACAUGGUUUGAGAUGAAUUUCAUGUUUGAUCAUUCUAUCAUUUUAUUGUUCAGAAACUGACCCAAACUCCUGUGACACUUCUGGACUGUUGGCAUUUCUCUGACUAUCACAUGAAGACGUCAACAUCCACAUUACCAUUGCGAUAAAUGUUUUAUACAUGUGAGGUUUCCGUGUUUUGAUUCAAGGAUGAUCCAGCUGUCUG
Messenger RNA from Synchiropus splendidus (mandarinfish), 2660 nucleotides. RefSeq names its product integrin-linked kinase (gene ilk). The record is from RefSeq and is a predicted model, not a curated record. NCBI's taxonomy places the organism in Eukaryota, Metazoa, Chordata, Actinopteri, Syngnathiformes, Callionymidae. Gene Ontology annotation, cellular component: focal adhesion; stress fiber. The transcript is spliced from 13 exons. Gene Ontology annotation, biological process: substrate adhesion-dependent cell spreading; cell-matrix adhesion; integrin-mediated signaling pathway. Bases 192 to 1550 code for a protein of 452 amino acids. Gene Ontology annotation, molecular function: ATP binding; protein binding; protein kinase activity.